AUGGAUGCGACGGCUGCGAACAUCGCAAACACUGCGUACAAUCAGGAGACGAGUCCCAAUGGCACGUCAAAAUUGUCUCACCACUCUCCAGGCGACGAUGAUCACGAGGUUUGGAGCGCUGGCGAGGAAGAGAGUGGCGAGGAUGGCGGCAGAAGCCAGAGCGGCUCGAAGCGCAAACGCGAGAAGCUGAGCGUGAGCUGCGAGACGUGCAAGCAACGCAAAGUCAAAUGCGAUCGCGGUCAUCCAGCGUGUGGUUGGUGCCUGAAGAAUCACUCGACAUGUAUUUACCUACCGCGCAAGAAGCCAGGCUUGAGAGCUGGCUAUGGACGUGAGCUUGAGGCACGCCUGGACAAGCUCGAAAACCUCAUUGUACAGCAGCAGUCGCAGAUCAACCACCUGUCGCAGAAUCAGAUCGCAGCGUCCGGGCCAUCCCCGCAAGAAGUGGCCACUUUUCGGAGCCCACCAGUCAUCCAGACGCCCCACAUCCCCCGUCCCGAGACUGCGCUCUUCAUACAGAAGCCGCAAUCGACGUUUCCCUCCCAGAAUGCAAUACAGAAUGGCUUUGGCAACACUUUGGACGCCAGAUCGGCCUCGAUAUCAGGCAAUGGUUACAGUGGUCAGCCUGAGGAGACGCAGCCUGGGUUGGGAGGCAUGCAACGAGAUGGAUACACGCCCUUCAUCACUGAUCAGUUUGCGCCUUCCAUGUCGAGAGCGCUAGGUCAAGCUGAUGCAGACUUUCCGCCGUACGACCUGUUGUAUGGGCUGGUCGAUCUGUUCUUCAAGCACAUAUACCCCUGGUGCCCUAUCUUGCACCGACAGUCAACACUCAACUCGUUGUUCGGCGAUUCAAGCUUGGACGAGGCGGAUCGCAUCAUACUGCACUCAGUCGUGGCCACCACUGUCAAGUUCUCGUCUGAUCAGCGAUUGACCCCCGACAAGCGAGCACGAUAUCACAAGAACUCAAAAGAGAAGGUCCUACUCUACGGCAUCGAGAACAGCUCUGUCAAGUCUUUGCAGGCGCUCGUCAUCCUCGCGCUUGACGUGGUUGGGUGCUCCAACGGGCCUCCAGGGUGGAACCUGCUUGCCCUCAUCACACGAUCUGUGGUGCAGCUGGGGCUGUCCAUGGAGACUUACUCGCCAAUGGUUGCCCCACAAUAUGCGUCCAUUUAUACAUUGCGCGCGAACGUGCUACCCACCCCCAAAGACUGGAUCGAGGAAGAGAGUCGUCGCAGGCUGUUUUGGAUGAUCUAUGUUCUCGAUCGCUAUGCGACAGUGGCAACUGCAUUUGAAUUUGCGCUGGACGAGAACGAGAUCGACCGACGACUCCCUUGCCGAGAUGACCUCUACGCUCGCAACGUGCCUAUCGAGACCAGAUGGUUCCAUACCAAGACCAGGACGGAUUACAGCAUGAACCGACCCGAGAACCUGGGAUCGUUCUCCUACUACGUAGAGAUCCUCGGGAUCUUGACUCGUAUUCACAAGUUCUUGAAGAAGCCGGUGGAUAUCACAUCAUUGUCUGAUGUCGAGAAAUGGCAGAGCGAGUACCGAGAGCUUGACAAUGCCAUUGAGCAAUGGAAGUACAACCUACCUGCUGAGUAUGGUAACUCAGCGAGGGUAUUCUCGAAACCAGGAGGCAACAAGACCCUUAACAGCGGCCUGGUGAUGUUGCACGCUGCUUUCCAUACGACUGUCAUUCGUCUUCACUCGUCCGCAGCGUACCCAACCCAUCGCUCACCCAUCUUCACGCCGUCUUUCAGUGCCAGCCAGCGGUGUCUGAGUGCUGUAGAGAACAUCACAGCGCUGUGCGCUUCGGUGCGCGACAGCGGUUUGCUGACAAAACUUGGUCCACCCUUUGCUUUCUCAUGCUGGGUAGCAGCGCGUGUACUCUUGGUGCAUGGCUCAACAAUUGAUCACCGCGUCGAUUCGUCGAUCAACAUCCUGGUCAGCACCCUCCAAGACCUAGGUCAAUAUUGGGAGGUGGGCGCACGCUAUGCAAAUCUCCUGUCUCGAGUACUAUCCGAGUAUCAAGAAUCGCAGCAUAGCGCCGGCAUGGGCGGCGAGCGCGUCACACCUUCAACAGUCAAGAUCUUGGCCGACAUGCGACGAUGCGCAUUCGAUCUCGACUUCCUCAUCGCACGCCAACCGAAGUUUGACGGCGCCGCUGGCAUGCCAUCUGUGACGCCAGCUCGCACUCCAGCGCCUAACGAACUGGAGUAUCUCGAUGUAUUCGACUUCUUCAACAUGCCGCGACUCCCCGUCUCGAUGGACACCAUGACUACAUAUCCCACAACAGAUGGGAAUAUGCAAAUGCCAGAGGGUGGCUACGGCAACGAGACCAAUAUCACAAACUACAUGGUCGAUGCUAGCUCAGAUUGGUUCAUCAAAGGCUCCGCGUAAUCAUCGUAUUUCGUCUGGUUUUGGUGUUAGCUAUUGGUCCGGAAAAGCGAAAACUGGACUUCGGUCUUCUGGGGACGUCUUGCGAUUUUGUAUAUGCUUUGGCGGCUUCCAGGCUGUCAAAAAUCCUCUACAUUCCUAUAGAUACCCCUUACUAUUGCCUCGACAAUAUCAAUACUUGAG
Macroventuria anomochaeta is the source of this 2577-nucleotide messenger RNA. RefSeq names its product C6 transcription factor-like protein. Bases 1 to 2397 code for a protein of 798 amino acids. Gene Ontology annotation, biological process: DNA-templated transcription; regulation of DNA-templated transcription. The record is from RefSeq and is a predicted model, not a curated record. NCBI's taxonomy places the organism in Eukaryota, Fungi, Ascomycota, Dothideomycetes, Pleosporales, Didymellaceae. Gene Ontology annotation, cellular component: nucleus. Gene Ontology annotation, molecular function: DNA-binding transcription factor activity, RNA polymerase II-specific; zinc ion binding; DNA binding. The transcript is spliced from 5 exons.